Nilaparvata lugens (brown planthopper) is the source of this 3787-nucleotide messenger RNA. RefSeq names its product cohesin subunit SA-1-like. Gene Ontology annotation, molecular function: chromatin binding. NCBI's taxonomy places the organism in Eukaryota, Metazoa, Arthropoda, Insecta, Hemiptera, Delphacidae. Gene Ontology annotation, biological process: sister chromatid cohesion. The record is from RefSeq and is a predicted model, not a curated record. Gene Ontology annotation, cellular component: chromatin; cohesin complex; nucleus.
ACUCUUUUCUUGACACUUCUCACUCGCACUUGUCAAUUUUUGGUUUUGGGUAAACUUACUGAAAUACUGUGUUUGGUUGGUCUUUUGAUCCGUCGUUAAAACAUAGACAAUUUAGAAUCGCUGGCAAAUAAUUUACAAAUGUGGAAUAAAUAAGUUUUUUUUAAUCGUACAACAUUUAAAAAUGUUAGAAUUGUCGAUGCAGUUUACUUUUAUGCAGGACAAGUUUUAUUUGAGAUGAGUGUUCUCUAUUAAAGCAUAAUCAAAUAUAGAAAAAGAUUUCAAAAUGCAGCGAAGCAUUGGAAAGAGAAUUCGUAUGGAUGAGCCGCCGCCUCCUGAAUAUGACACCAGCAGUCCUAUGACUCCAAUGGACGGCAGUGCUGCCGAUUCUCAGGAGCCUUAUACACCGUACACUCCCUACACAAACCAGCCAUCCACGCCUAUGAACACUAGCGGUGAAAUCUACGGCAACGAUCAGUACGAAUCAGUGAUCCAGAAUCCGUACGAACAGCAACAACAGCUGUAUGAGCCACAACAACAACAACAACACAUGCAGUAUGACCAGCAGCAGUCCAGCUAUGAACCGGUUGCCAAUUACGAACAGCCAAUGACUCCAGUCAACAUGCGCGGUCGCAUGACAAGAGCUCGUCUUAGAAAUUUGAACGCUGGUAAUCAGCCGACACCACAGCCGACGCCAGUCCAGUCCUCGGUUCCAAACAAGAAGAUCGCCGUCGAAGAGAAGCAGAAGAGAAGACCCUACAUGCGCAAAAACUUCACUGAAAGUUUGUCUGAAGAUGAUGCUUGCCUUUAUCAAUGCAUCAAAACAGGCAAGAUUUCUUUGCAGAAUGUUGUGGAUGAUUGGAUCGAGGCUUACAAAGUGAACCGCGACACGGCACUGUUGGGCCUGAUGCAAUUCUUCAUCAACGCGUCAGGCUGCAAGGGCAAGAUCACGUCUCAGAUGGCUGCAAACAUGGAGCAUGCAGCCAUUAUCCGUAAAAUGACUGAGGAGUUUGACGAGGAGAGUGGUGAAUACCCAUUAAUCAUGACCGGGCAACAAUGGAAGAAGUUCAGACAGAAUUUCUGUGAUUUUGUCGCUCUAUUAGUAAAGCAGUGCCAGUACUCCAUCAUCUAUGAUCAAUACCUGAUGGACAAUGUUAUAUCACUUCUUACUGGACUUUCCGACUCUCAAGUGCGUGCAUUCAGGCACACUGCAACUCUAGCUGCCAUGAAGCUGAUGACAGCCCUAGUGGACGUGGCCCUUGUGGUGUCAAUCAACCUGGACAACACUCAGCGCCAGUACGAGGCCGAGCGACAGAAGGCGCGCGACAAGCGAGCAAGCGACAGACUCGAGUCGCUCAUGGCCAAGCGACAGGAGCUUGAGGAGAACAUGGAUGAAAUCAAGAACAUGCUCACCUACAUGUUCAAGUCUGUCUUCGUACAUCGCUACCGAGACACUCUUCCUGAAAUAAGAGCAAUUUGCAUGGCUGAAAUCGGUGUUUGGAUGAAGAAAUUCCAUCAGAACUUUUUGGAUGAUUCCUACCUGAAGUACAUUGGUUGGACUCUACACGAUAAAGUUGGAGAAGUCAGAUUGAAAUGUUUGCAGGCCUUGCAACCAUUGUAUGCUUCAGAAGAGCUGAAAGGAAAACUAGAGUUGUUCACGAGCAAAUUCAAAGACAGAAUCGUCGCCAUGACCCUCGAUAAGGAGUAUGAUGUAGCUGUGCAAGCAGUUCGAUUGGUCAUCAGUAUACUCAAGCAUCACCGCGACAUCCUGACGGACAAGGACUGCGAGCACGUGUACGAGUUGGUGUACUCGUCGCACCGAGCGGUGGCUCAGGCGGCCGGCGAGUUCCUGAACGAGCGCCUGUUCGUGUGCGAGGAUGUGGUGGCCCCCUCGCGCACCAAACGCGGCAAGAAGCGCCUGCCCAACACGCCGCUCAUCCGCGAUCUCGUGCAGUUCUUCAUUGAAUCUGAGUUACACGAGCACGGCGCCUACCUGGUUGACUCUCUGAUCGAGUCCAACGACAUGAUGAAAGACUGGGAGUGCAUGACGGAUCUGCUGAUCGAGGAGUCGGGGCCGACCGAGGAGCCUCUGGACGACCGUCAGGAGACCUCCCUCAUCGAGCUGAUGGUCUGCUGUGUCAAGCAGGCGGCCACCGGAGAGGCGCCCGUUGGGAGAGGGCCUAACCGCAAAGUACUGUCAGUGAAAGAAAUCAAACAAGUUCAAGAUGAUAAACAAAAGUUGACUGAACAUUUCAUCGGCACACUUCCUAUUCUGUUGGACAAAUAUAGAGCUGACCCUGACAAGCUGGCUAACCUACUAUCUAUACCUCAGUACUUCGAGUUGGAAAUUUACACUGUAUCUCGACAAGAAUCUAACCUGGAUCUCUCCCGUUGCGAUGUGCAAAGGUCCACCAUCAUUGACAGCAUUGUCAAUAAGUACAAGGAAGCGAUUGACGAAUGGAAUUCACUCAUUGAAGGGGGAGAAACGCCAGAUGACGAUGAAACAUUCAAUGUUGUAUGCAGCUUGAAAAAAGUGGCUGUUUUCUAUUCCUGUCAUAACAUUGGCAAUUGGAACAUAUGGCCUCUUAUAUUCAAGGAUGUAGUCGAAUGCACAUCUAACCAAAUGCCAGAAGAGGCAAUCAAGUACUGUAUAUCAGCAUGCUUCUUUGGAAUCCUGUGGGAUCUUCACCAAUUGGAGAGACUGGCAAAGGAGAACGCUGCCGAUGCGAAUACUGUUUCCGAGAUUAAGGAGCGUUUGACUAAUUUCAUGGAAACUAUGAAGGAAAUGCUGGUCACAAGCAGUAUUCAAGUUUUUAAAGAGGAGGCUUACCUUGUGAUAUGUGAUCUUCUAGUCGUGUUUUGCAAUCAGCUGCAAACGAAUGCGCAAGCUGUCCUCUCAGAACUGAUCUACGAGGCUGACCGAUCUCUCCAAGUACUUCUCAACGAUUUCAUCCAGAACAACGUUUUCACUUAUGAAGACGAAGAUGAACUGGACGAACAUUCGAGAAUCGAAGAUCUGCAUAAAAGGCGAAACUUCCUCGCUUCUUAUUGCAAGCUGAUUGUGUACAGCAUAAUGCCCAUAUCUUGUGCUGCUGAUGUUUUGAAGCACUACGUCAAGUCUUACAAUUUGUACGGCGAUAUUAUCAAGACAACACUAGGUAAGGCGAGGGAAAUCAAUAAGACAAACUGCGCCAAAACAAUGAUAUCCAGUCUGAUAUCUCUGUACAAAGACCUGCAAAAGGAUUCCAACAUCAGGAUAAAUCGACAACUUGAGGAAUUCAGUAGUUUGAAGGAACUUGCCAAACGGUUUGCUUUGUCGUUCGGUCUGGACGCCAUUAAGAACAGAGAGGCGAUCACAGCGCUGCACAGAGACGGCAUACUGUAUGCGGUGCAAACCGGGGACUCAGUGGAGGAUCCAACCGGACCGCCGCCCAAUCUGCCCUUCCUCGAAAUACUCACCGAGUUCACCAACAAACUACUCAAACAGGACAAACGCAUUGUACUUAACUUCCUGGACCGGAGGAUAACGGCGGGAAUGCCGUCAAGCCGCGGCGAGGACUGGCAGCCAGUGUUUACUUACCGCAACUCACUCGUUCACGGCGAAACUGACCAGCCACUGGUCACAUCUAAGCGCGCCUACACUCGCAAGAAGAAGGAGAUCUUUGACGACGAGAUGGGUGAUGACGCUGAAGAACCAGAUCUGAUCCAGAAUUCAAUAUGGGGUAAGCACUCUUCAUACUCUAAAGCUUGCAACUAAUUUCAAUGUGUAACGCAGCUCAGCUUUUGUUGC